GGGGGGGGGGGGGGCGGGGGGGGUUUUUUUUUUGUUUUUAUUUUUUUUUUUUUUUUUUUUUUAACUUUCUGGACGGAGAGCAACCAGGAGCCGGGUCGAGAAACUGGUGACAUCAUAAUUGUCCUCGACGAGAAAGAACACAAUGUCUUCACUCGAAAGGGAGCUGACCUCAAGAUUAAUAUGGAGAUUGAGCUGUCGGAGGCUCUCUGUGGACUGAAGAGAAUCAUAAGAACUCUGGACGACAGGCAACUGGUCAUCUCCACUCACGCUGGCGAUGUCAUUAAACAUGGCGAUGUGAAAGUGGUGCUAAAUGAAGGGAUGCCUCAUCACAAGAAUCCUUUCGACAAAGGUCGACUUAUCAUCAACUUUAAAGUGAGGUUUCCAGUGUCCCACUUCCUCCCCGAGCCCAAACUGGAGCAACUGUCCAAACUCCUCCCCCCUCCCUCGCAAGACCCUGAGAAGAUGGACACCGAACAAGACCCCGAGGACUAUCUGGAGGCUGAGUUGGAGGACAUUGACCCUGAGACUGAGAACCGGAGAAGAAGAAUGUCGGGGCAUGGCGGAGGUUACUCUGACAGAACCAGAAUACGUAUGGAAGGAGGAGGACCGGGAGUGAGCUGCCAGACACAAUGAUACUCACCGAGACGAGAGAAACACUCGGCAACAACUUACAAGUCUCCAUAAUCUGAUGUUGUUAUUAUUUAUGCUCGCACGGUGCACAGCUUCUUGGGUUUUGGCCUGUUUGCCUCAUAAUUAUACAUGCAUAAUACUGUUACAUGGAGCCAGAAAUCUGAUAUAUAGUAUGGUGGUUGAAAAUAAUAUAAACACAAACUUUUAAGGCUAUCGUAAUAGCUUCACAAACACAGCAAAAAGUGAAAAAAAGUUGGACAUGUUACUUAAUGGUCAACCCUCUUAGAAGACUUUGGGGUUGACCUGUACAUACAUAUAAUGCUGCCAGACAGGUUCUAGUAUCGUGUGCCAUGCUGUGUUACUCUUGUUCCACCACGUCCCCGGGGUGAAGUUCUAGUGGCCAGUUUGUUGGUGACGUUGAUGACUAAGUUGAAUAUGGGCAGCGGUGGUAACCUGUGGAAGAAGAGUUCAUUGUUAGCUCUAUUGCCCCCGUGCAGUAUGAUUGCAUGAAUCAGGCCAUCAAGGGGCACAAGGUGGUUG
Geodia barretti is the source of this 1170-nucleotide messenger RNA. The record is from the annotation of a GenBank genome assembly. NCBI's taxonomy places the organism in Eukaryota, Metazoa, Porifera, Demospongiae, Tetractinellida, Geodiidae.